Lotus japonicus is the source of this 2496-nucleotide messenger RNA. RefSeq names its product aquaporin NIP2-1-like. NCBI's taxonomy places the organism in Eukaryota, Viridiplantae, Streptophyta, Magnoliopsida, Fabales, Fabaceae. The record is from RefSeq and is a predicted model, not a curated record. Gene Ontology annotation, molecular function: channel activity. The transcript has 5 exons. Gene Ontology annotation, biological process: transmembrane transport. Bases 1522 to 2346 code for a protein of 274 amino acids. Gene Ontology annotation, cellular component: membrane.
UUGAAAGCUUGAUACCUUUCGUAGGUGUAAAGAGACAACAUGGAGGGCUUGUCUUGAGCUUCUGGUGCAUUCUUCUCUUUCGUUGUGAUAUUCAGAAGGACUCCUCUUACCUCUGGUGUGCCUUAGAGCCAUAAAUUGUUCAGGAUGCUUUACUUUUUUGUCAUGUCCUGUGAUUAGACGUUUAUGGGUUGCCUAUCCUUUGUGUUUGAGGUUGGAUAAUGAUUGUGCUUUGCGUAUUUUUUUUUUCUUGCACGUACAUGUUGUUCCUCAUAGCAUUUAUUGCUUUGUUGUAUUAUAUUUGAUAGGCUAGAAACACAUUUUUAUUCCUUUAGGGUCGGACUACGUUGUGGUCAAUGUUGCAGCAUGCAACUUCCAUGCGCCCUUCCCUGGUGGCGUCGCAGACACCUGUUCAGAUGUUCCUAUUCUUCAACCGGUUUCUUAGGCGCAUUAGGAAGCCCAACUAGAAGUGUUUUCAAUCUCAAUUUUUAUGCAUAUGCAUAUUUCUCAGGUGAGUUGGGUAUGAUUUGGUUGUGUGGUUCGUGAUCAAAAUGGUGAGGUAAGGAGAUCAGCGACUUCAUAUUUUGUUGAAGCCCUCUCCCCGGAGAUUGCGGAGGCCCUUACUUCCUGAUGUUUUUUUGUUUCUGAUAUUUGUUUCUGCGGGGUUUACUUUGAGACAGACUAUCUUACCAUCUUUUAGGUAUGGAAAAGUCCUCUAGUGGUAGUUCCUAUUUUGCCACGGUGAUUUCUGAAUGCCGUGGUUUGAUUCCCUUUUCGAUAUUUUAAACCUUUUUUUUUUUGCGUAGAACCAACGACCCUAUUGCUGAUUUAAGCCAAAUUUUCAUUUUCUGUUGGGAUGUUUGUUUAUGGGCUGAGGAAGCUCCUGGUGGAGCUCUUCCUUUUCUUGAAAAUGAUGUACUGAUUUCUGCACCUGUUUCGUUUGCUUAAUAUGAGCACGUUUACUUUUUUAAAAAAAUUAUAUUGAUCUACUAGUCCUCUUCAGCCAUCGAUAAUGUUAUAAUCAAUAUUAUCACAUUAACUAUUACAAAAAUAUCGCAUCCAUGGCAUUUAUUUUCGAAAUUAUAAGUAGUAGUAUGAACAUGGCCGGCAAGUAUAAGCAACGUUGCCUCCCGACCCAACAACCAAAGGCAACAAACAAAUCCACCAAUAAGAAUUAAAUGAUCCAUGUCCAUAUAUAACAAAGUUACCGCCAUGAUAUAAUAUGAACCAAAACUUAAAGUGAAUUAUGCUUAUAGUUAACAACUCCCUUAAUCUAUUAUUAAAACAUGUCCAUUAUACAUGACUCGUGGUUUCGUCCACCACCUGCAUUGUGUCUUCAGUCCACGACUUUACUCUAUGAAUUCGAUUCACAUGGAAUUAAUGGUUAGGGAGGCCCACGAGAGGGAGAUUAUAAAAGGGCUAUGAAUCAUAGCCAUAUUACUACUUGUGGUAAGCAACAUAUAUAUAUAAGAUCACAUUCACAUCACAUUCUGAAAUAUAUUUCCCGAUAAGGUAUAAACAACGAUGGAGGGGACUAACCCAAAAGCAAGCAGCUUCGCCAUUGAUACAAAUGAGCUGCAAAAUACCACAACCUCGAAGCGAUCUUUUGCGGAGAACUACCCUACUGGCUUUCUGCGAAAGGUAUUUGCAGAGAUAAUAGGCACAUUCCUAUUGGUGUUUGUGGGAAGUGGUGCUGCAGCUCUGAAUGCUGUUGAUGAAAACAAAGUUUCAAAGCUUGCAGCUACACUUGCAGGAGGACUCAUCGUGACGGUGAUGAUUUAUGCGAUUGGACACAUCUCUGGCGCACACAUGAAUCCAGCAGUUUCCUUAGCUUUUGCCACCAUCAGGCAUUUUCCUUGGAAACAGGUGCCAUUUUACAUUGGAGCUCAAUUCACAGGAGCCAUUUCUGCUUCAUACACACUGCAAGUGCUAUUACAGCCAGCAAAACAGCUUGGGACAACUUCACCUUCUGGAUCAAACAUUCAAGCACUAGUCAUGGAAGUUGUGUUCACUUUUAUCUUGAUGUUCAUUGCCACAGCCGUCACCAUUGACACAAAAGCUAUUGGACAGCUAGCAGGAGUAGCGGUAGGGUCUUCUAUUUGCAUAGCAAGCAUUGUUGCCGGACCAAUAUCAGGGGCAUCAAUGAACCCAGCACGGACACUAGGUCCUGCAAUUGCCAGUGCAUCCUACAAGGGAAUUUGGAUCUAUUUUGUUGGACCAGUUAUUGGGGCAAUUUUAGGAGCAGUGUCUUAUGAUGUAAUUCAAGACAAAGAAAAGCAAGCUCUUGAAACUUCACCAUCUUCCCUUUCAUUCAAGCUCUGCCAGAGUAGUGCAACUGACCAAGUUUAGUAUAAUAGCAACCCCCAUUGCUCCGUAUGAGCACAGUUUCUGGCCACCACCCAUGGAAUCUGAUAAGGAGGGUCUCAUGUCCAAUAUAUGUAUCAAAUUUCACGAUGAACCAUGUACAAUAACUAUGCUUCAAUGUAAGUUGAUUUGAGC